Brugia pahangi is the source of this 1233-nucleotide messenger RNA. Lineage: Eukaryota; Metazoa; Nematoda; Chromadorea; Rhabditida; Onchocercidae. The record is from the annotation of a GenBank genome assembly.
AUGACACAUUUGCAGGUGAUUUCGGUAAUAUCCGUAUUUUUUGUGAUCACAUCAAUAAUUUGUUUCUGCUUGAAGACACAUCCAAAUUUCCGUAUUCCGGAUAUCGAUAUUGAACUCAGGAAUGAUUCUACUCAUGCAUUACUCGUAACAAAAAUCGCUACAAGAGCACAUCCAGCGUUUUUUUACAUUGAAUUUGUCAGUAACAUAUGGUUCACAAUGGAAUUAUUCAUUCGCUUUCUAUUUUGCCCGAAAAUAUCACAGUUUACCCGACAAGCAGUCAAUAUUAUCGACUUAAUAGCGACAUUAUCGUUUUACAUCGAUUGGGCGCUGGAUCGAACAAUAACUGGCGCUAAUCGCGACACUGUUGAAUUCUUUUCCAUUAUUCGAAUUUUGCGACUGUUCAAGUUGACGCAACAUUUUUCGGGACUCAAAAUUCUGUUCCAAACAUUUAGGGCAUCUGCUCAAGAAUUAUUGCUGCUGGCGUUUUUUGUACUACUUGGUAUAGUAAUAUUCGCCGCAUUGAUUUACUAUGCGGAACGAGUAGAAACAAACCCGGACAAUCAAUUUCACUCCAUUCCGGUCGGACUAGUGGUACUACUUGGUAUAGUAAUAUUCGCCGCAUUGAUUUACUAUGCGGAACGAGUGACAAUCAAUUUCACUCCAUUCCGGUCGGACUUGGUACUACUUGGUAUAGUAAUAUUCGCCGCAUUGAUUUACUAUGCGGAACGAGUAGAAACAAACCCGGACAAUCAAUUUCACUCCAUUCCGGUCGGACUAUGGUGGGCAAUCAUCACUAUGUGUACAAUUGGCUUUGGAGAUAUGGUGCCAAAAACAUAUUUGGGUAUGUUGGUCGGUUCACUUUGUGCGCUAAUGGGAGUAUUAACAAUUGCACUUCCAGUUCCGGUCAUCGUCUCCAAUUUUGCAAUGUUUUAUUCACAUGCUCAAGCUCGGUCGAAACUACCGAAAAAGCGACGACGUAUUUUACAACCACAUGAAAUUAAACCAAUGGUUGGAAGAUUAGCAAGCAUAGCACUUUUCAACAGUUUGACUCAUAAGAAUGUGUCACCAAUUCAUUCGUCACAUUUGCUGGGUGCUUUAACUGCUACCACUCCAUUACUAAUGUAUCCACCGACAACAGAUUUCACUGCUAAUUUACAAUCAACCAAAAGUAAAAGCCAUCAUCAUUGCAUGAACAAUAAAAAUAAUAUUUCGGAUGGUAAUAAAAACGAUUAA